UAAAAAAGCUACAUAACUGAAAAGCUCCAGGCCCAGAUCACGUCCAAAAUUAAUGGAUUAGGAAAUUGUGGUCAACACAUCACAACUGACCGACCUUCAAAACGAGGUGCUUAUGAAUCCUCAGAAUUUGCCCAAUUUUUUAACAAAAGUUAUAUAGCGUAUUCCCUUGUGUGUGCGGUUUCGUGUCCGUAGAAUUGUAACAAACUUAAUAAAAAAAAUGUCUUUGGCGACCUUCGAGGCGAACCCGGAUAGCGAAAAUGAGCCCUGGAUAGAGCGGCCAGCGAUUGAAGGUGCUGAAUUCCGGAUAUGGCAUUUGAUGUUUUUUGCUUUGUGCGCUUUUGGAAUGUUUGUGAUACUGAUUUGUUGCUGCAUACGAAUAAGGGUUCCGAGAACCAAACAGGAAAUCGAGGCGGACUUCAAAAGGAAGAAAAUAGCGACAAAGUUUCGGAAAAGGUUGAAAAUCAUCAGCAACCAGGAUAUGGAGUCGGUCGAUCUCAGAAAAGCGCUAGAAAUAAUUAUUGAGGCAGACUAUAAGGAGGAGUUAAAGCAGCAGGAGGAAGACACUCGAGCGUUAAUCCAAACAGAGGAGAAUACAGCAACAAAAAUUAAUUUUGGGGAUAAAAUUGUUCAGAUUGGAAGAAUGGCAGGGAAUGUAGAGUAGAAAAUAAAACACGUUAUUACUAUGAGGCUUUUUAUUAUGUAUUUUUUUUUAAUAUAUAUAAAUUAUGUACAGCUCUUUUCGCCCUAAUAUAUAACAUUUAAUUGACCAAAUACGAUCAAACCUUAUUUUUUACAAUAUUAUUUACAAAUU
Molecule: messenger RNA, 811 nt
Organism: Anthonomus grandis grandis
Lineage: Eukaryota; Metazoa; Arthropoda; Insecta; Coleoptera; Curculionidae
Product: transmembrane inner ear expressed protein
Exons: 4
Coding region: 218-661 (147 amino acids)
Source: RefSeq, a predicted model, not a curated record